Messenger RNA from Anisakis simplex (herring worm), 1227 nucleotides. Lineage: Eukaryota; Metazoa; Nematoda; Chromadorea; Rhabditida; Anisakidae. The record is from the annotation of a GenBank genome assembly.
AUGGCAAUAACGCAUAAUUUACCGAUGAAAGUGUGGUAUUACGAAAACACUUCGGAAUGGACCCUUGAUUAUCCACCUUUAUUUGCGUAUUUCGAAUUGUUGUUGGGCAUGGUGAGUGUCUUUCAAGUGGCCAAUCGUGUCGUACCGCCUGCAUUAAUCAUUCAAAAAGAGGCAUAUUUCUCCAAAGGGCUACUCUAUUUUCAGCGAUUCAGUGUCAUUGUUUGUGAUCUAUUUUAUAUAAUUUCAUGUGGUUUUCUCGCGAAUACAAUGCAUUCGAUACGAAUCAUAGGUGAUCGUUCGAAACACUGUGCAAUGGGGUUAUUCCUGUUGUUGAUUGCGAAUAUCACGUUGAUUUUGAUUGAUAAUAUUCACUUUCAAUACAAUUCAUUGCUGACAACAGUUCUUCUACUUUCAAUCAGUUUGGCUCUUCAAGAACGCUUUCUCUUGGCAGCCUUCAUGUAUUGCAUAUUGUUGAAUAUGAAACAUAUCUAUUUGUAUUAUGCAUUUGCAUAUGUCGUAAUCUAUUCGUUUGCUUAUCUUUUGAAGACACUUGAUCGGUCAGUCAUUUCGCGAUGUGCGAAAUUAGCAUUCUCGAUAAGCAUUCCAUUUUUAGUGUCAUUUGGGCCAUUCUUAUGGCUUGGUGGCAUGGAAUUGUGCUCGCAAAUUAUCUCAAGAUUGUUCCCGUUCCAACGUGGUUUGACACAUGCCUAUUGGGCACCGAAUUUGUGGGCAUUGUAUAAUUUCAUUGAUUUAACUCUUUAUAAUUUAUUGAAACGAUUCAGUAAAUUAUCGCCUGCGAUCAGUCCUCCACUGUACACAUCAGGCCUUGUUCAGGAAUAUCCGCAUAGUGUUUUACCUUCGAUAAGUGCUCACAUCACCCUUGUUGUGAUAUUAUGCUUGUUAACUCCAUCGAUAUGUAUUCUAAUGAAGCGACGACGAUUUCGUGAUCCAAACACUUUCAUAUUGCUGCUAACACACUCAGCAUUUGCAUUCUUCUUGGCUGGUUAUCAUGUUCACGAGAAAGCCGUCCUACUGAUCACCAUACCAUACACAAUCCUCGCUGUUUUGUCCGGACUAUUCGAGAGAGAACAUUUACAGGAUCAUCGUUUUCUUCCAUCAUUCAUUGUGCUGUCAACAAUCGCGAAUAUUUCAAUAUUCCCACUUUUCUUCACUCCAUUCGAGAGUAUCCUGAAAGUAUGUUUUGACUUGCAGUUAUUCCUCUUGUGA